Messenger RNA from Seminavis robusta, 1214 nucleotides. Lineage: Eukaryota; Bacillariophyta; Bacillariophyceae; Naviculales; Naviculaceae. The record is from the annotation of a GenBank genome assembly.
UUAACGCCAUUUAGAAUCAUGCGGAAAUAGUCAUAGUUGUGGGUCAGAUGUGACCUACGCUUAUUUUUCACAUGGGUCACUUUGACCUACGCCUAGAGUUACAGGUAGGUCACCACAGCUUAAAAAUACCAGAAUGAAGGUUGAGCAAUGGCGGCAUGAUCUCUCCCUCCAACCAACGCAAAGUUGGAUUGUCGUAUCCAAUGAUGCCAUCCCUGCUUGCUCAACAGAAAAGAGGAAAGAAGACCACAAUCAACCAAUGCCCACCCAUCCAUCGCUCCUCCCAUUAUUUGAACUAUGACAAGCCCAAAUAAGGAAAACCACGGAGGCAUCAACUGGAGCGCCAUCAUGCAGUCGGAUUGGGAGCAUGACCUCAAGGUGAUUGAGCAGUUUGGCAAGGGUGAGUUCGAGGUUGAGCCUGAUGUUCCCCUCUCCCAAAAGCAUUCGGUUGCUGCUGCUUUGAAAAAGGAGAAAGAAGAGAGUGACGACGAAGGAGAAUUCGAGUUUGGCAAAGAACCAGCAGUGGAGGAAGGCAAGGGUGGUAAGAAAGAACUGAAACCAAGAACACCAACUGAUUAUGGAUUCAAAGUCGUGAGAUUGACUGACCUUGUUCCUGACGGCUUUCCCCACUAUCCAAAUGGAUCUCCUUCCUUCCCACAUGGCGAUGAUUCUCCUGUCUACCCCAACCACCCUGACGUCAAUGAAUAUGCUGCCGCUGAUCCAACCAUCCGACGAACAAAUUCGCCCCACAAACCCACAGUCCUUGAUUACAAGAAGAAAGAGUCUGAGCCUCUGGAGUCGAGGACCUGUGGAUAUUGCUUCCAGGCGCCGUGCUACAUGCUGCAGGACAUGAUGGGUGGUUCGCUCUUGAUGACUGGAGACAUGAUGAAGGAUGAAGGGUAUGACAACAACAAGAUUCGGAAGGCUCUCUACGGGGAAGCCUCUCGUAUGAUCAAUGGUCGGCUUGGCCCAGGAAAGCGAAUGAAACUUCCAGUCUGUGUGGAAGGUGAGAUCAAGGAUUGCUACCCCCGUAACAAGAAUGAUCCAGCCUAUGUCGGGUAUAAGCCCAACUAGAGACAGUCACCGAGGUUCAGCGAUCAAGUGACAGUUUGGGCCACUGUCGCUAAAGGGUAUCAACGGUACCCAGACUUAGAAAUGUUCAUCGCCACAAAGUAGGAUAAUCUCUAGUAAAAGUGAUCACGUCUGUGAAACAUGAC